Parnassius mnemosyne (clouded apollo) is the source of this 912-nucleotide messenger RNA. Lineage: Eukaryota; Metazoa; Arthropoda; Insecta; Lepidoptera; Papilionidae. The record is from the annotation of a GenBank genome assembly.
AUGAAAGUCUGGGAAAGAAUAAUAGAGAGAAGAAUGAGAGAAGAGUGUGAGAUAACACAAAACCAGUUCGGAUUCAUGCCCGGUCGAGGUACGACAGAUGCCAUUUUCGCAUUACGGCAAUUAUGCGAAAAGUACAAGCGCGUGCAUAAAGACCUGCACAUGGUUUUUGUCGACCUUGAAAAGGCGUACGAUCGGGUUCCCCGUGAGGUCUUGUGGUGGGCGUUAAAGAUGAAAGGUAUGCCUGGGAAGUAUGUGAGGUUGGUCCGUGCUAUGUACAGAGCAUCCCGUACAUGUGUACGAUCUGCCGCGGGAACUACGGGCAGUAUCGGUGUGGCGGUAGGGCUGCACCAAGGGUCGGCACUGAGCCCUUACCUCUUCCUACUGAUUAUGGACGCUUUGACGUCGGACCUGCAGGAUGAGGCACCCUGGUGCAUGCUCUUUGCCGAUGACAUCGUGCUUGUCGGGGAAGAAGGCAUCGAGGUACAGAGCAGACUGACGGGGUGGCAACGGAGGCUGGAAAGUGUUGGCCUGAAGAUCAGCAGAUCCAAAACCGAAUAUCUGUGCUGUGAUUUCGGCGGUCUUUCCAGUCCUGUACCCAUGUCGUUGGAUGGCGCUAUACUGCCUAUCUGCUCAGAUGUCAAGUACCUCGGUUCCCUCAUUCAAGGCGACGGCGGAAUAGAUAGAGCUGUGCAGCAUAGGAUUAACGCAGGGUGGAUGAAAUGGCGACAGGUCACAGCCACAACGUGCGAUCCCCGAAUGCCAAUAAGGCUGAAGGGGAAAAUUUACAAAUCGAUCAUCCGACCUGUCGUCAUGUAUGGAAGUAAAUGCUGGGCCGUCAAGAAGAAGGAUGAAAAUAGACUGCAUGCGAAUGAAAUGAGAAUGUUACGAUGGUGGUGUGACAAGGAUGGAUAA